Brassicogethes aeneus is the source of this 2517-nucleotide messenger RNA. NCBI's taxonomy places the organism in Eukaryota, Metazoa, Arthropoda, Insecta, Coleoptera, Nitidulidae. The record is from the annotation of a GenBank genome assembly.
AGCAAAGAGUAAGAGUCUUUACUCUUUGCCAUAGGUUUCAUUACAUAAAAAGAAUUUUAUUAACUACAUGUGUUUUCGGUAAACAUAGAGAAAAAAACCGAUACGGUUUAUCACACGUAUUUUCUUAUUUUAAACGCGGUAAUGAUGCUACAACUAACUCAAACUUGACUAAAAACACCUAAUAAAAUGUGAAAGCCGAAAUUAACUAGUUUACUUACCUAAAACAAAGAAAAUUUGGAUUAUAAAACUUCGUACACACCACUUCAACAACGCUGUCGGCCAUUUGUAAUUUCUCAAACCGAACAUCAACGAACAAGUUGGAAAAGACCAAUCACAACAAAGUAAGAAUCACAUGGUUAAUAACUGGGGUUUGUCAAAAACAACUUGGGUUUCAACGCAUGCUAGAUUUAUUUUACUGUUGCCUGUUGUCAAAUUCCCCUUAUACCCCCCUUAUGUUCUGUGCGGUGUGUGUUGAGAGUGACGCUGCGGCCAUUUUCUAGUUUCUAGUUAAUUGUUAAAAGGUAUUUUGGUCACUGGUUUUUUAUCGGGCGUCCACGGAAAAGUAACAUCCUAAGGGUUCAAGUAAAUUGUAAUGGAGAAGCAAUGGAAAGUUGUUCAGUUUAACAAUGAAGAGGAAGGCCAGAGUAUUGAAGUUGUACCUUCAAGAUGGAUUAAUGGAACAGAUUGUUUUUGGCCUCCAUUUGAUAAUAGGAAAGACGUAGAAAGCGCGAUAAAACAUUGUUUAUCACCGCAAGAAGGUACCUGGAGGAAGUACACAAACGUUGUAAGUAAAACCAGAAGUUAUGGAAAAUUUGCAACGGCAUCUGCUCGUGCUAACAAAGUAGUUGCUCUUUCGGAUAUUGAUAACAGCGAAUCCGAAAAAUUACCUGCAAAAAGGACCGUUAAGAAAAAUUUAAUAUAUGCAAACUACUCCUUGAACGCCAAUGAUACAUCAGAAGAGGAGAGCGGAAUAAAUCCUCAAAUACCGAAGUUUCCUAUGUUAUUAAAGAAUAAAAAAAUAGGCGUUGAAAAAAAAACAGAACAAGCAAACAAUUCUGUAGGAGGGGCCAACAACUUAAAUAUUAAUAAUCAAAUAUUUGACAGUCCCAGUAGUAAAAAAAUUGACAGUACAAAGUCGAAAGCUCAGAAAUCCAAUACUCAGCAAUGUGACAGUCAGAUAUCAAACAGUCAGAAAUUUGAUGAUCCAAAAUACCAAAGUCAGAAAUUUAACAGUCAAGUAACGACUGAUUUUACCCAACUUAAACGUGCCACUCAUAAAACAGUCGUAGAAGCAGAAGACCGCGAUGAGGAUUACUUGGACCUUCUGCCUAGUGAUGAUAAUAAUGAUAGUGAUGCUCACUACGUUUCAGAUCAUAAUUCUGACAUUGAGGUUGAACCAGUUCUAAAUGUCGCAAAUAAAACAUUCGUUGGUGAACUUCAUAAUAAUGAAGCAGCAGCUAUACUGGAGACGGAUCAACUGGGUGACAACAACAAUAUUGUUCUUAAAAAAUUAGUGAGGCAAACAAUUUUGAACAACAGAUUGAUUAAAGAACAAAAUUAUAUGUUGAAGGAAUUGAUCAGUAAGCUCAAUGCCGUGGGUCUUAAAAAUAUGGAUCCUGAUGAAGAACAGUUUUUGCAACAAUUUAAGAAUACUUUUCCCAUACUAGAGGAUGAUGUUCUUCGUAAUACAAAUCAACUUUUGUAUGAAGAUGACAAAUUUUAUAAGUACGCGGUUAAAAUGGUUUCUCUGGAAGGUGGCCAUACCAUUAGUGAAUGUGUAAGAAAAGCCAUGAAAACCAUACUCGAUGAUAAUUUGGCAAACAGCUACAGCUUCAAAGGACACAAAGCUAAAAAGAAUUUUACCGCCCAUAAACAUUUUGUAACGUUAAUUAUAGAUUGCGUAAGAAAUCAUGUGCCGCAAGCUACCACAAAGGAAAUAGAGGAUCAAAUGGCAGUCUGGCUGACCAAAGCAAAAAGAAGGAUGGAAGCGCUUCAACAGUAGAAAUGUGCAAUUCCAAUUUAUACAGGGUUACUGUAUUACAGUACCAAAGAAUUUGUUUUUAUUUCGUUAUAUAUGUAUGUAUUUUAUUUCGUUAUAUAUGUAUGUAUUUUAUUUCUUAUAUAUAUAUAUAUAUAUGUACAUUGUAUAUAUAUGUAUAUACACAUUGUACCCAUGUACUACAAUUGCUUUUAUUAAACUAUUUAAUAUGAAGUUGUCUUUAUGUCCAAAAAGGUCCUUAAAAAUAACAAAAAAACCCGAAAAUUCUUUCAACAUUCCGGCCUACUAAAUUUUAAUAAGACUGGAAUAUUCCCAGAAUCAAUUUUAAAAGAAAUUAUGGAAUAACUUAACAAUAUUUGAAGGGCAGAUUCUGGGAAUAUAUUUUUCACCAUGCUAUGGAUAAAUAAAAAGCGGACAUUUUUAUAUAUCAGGAAUAUUCGUGGGAAUAUUCUAGGACGUUUGGAAUAAUCCUAAAAAUAUUCCUGGAAUAAUACUGGAAUAGGACUGUGCGGUCUGGG